AUGUCCGGGAUAGGCGAGGCUCUUGCAAUUGUCAGUUGUGUCGCGGGGUUGAUCCAGGCAUAUGAUGCUGGCAGCCGCAUUGUCAAGCAGAUCAAGGCCCGUCGCCUGGCUCACGACGCCCUUCCGCCCUCCGAUCUCCUCGAGGAAUCCAUUGAAAAGGGCAAGAGAGAGAUAGAACAAGUCGUCGCUGACGGGAAGAACCGAUUUGGGUCGAGCUUCGAGGAAGGCGAUACGACUGCGCAACUCGCACUCUACAAAAUCACAAUCGCGACUCAAAAUGCCUUGCUCGCCGGUCUCACUCAGGCCCGAGACGACGACGGUGUGAUCGACUUCGACACCUGCAUUGAUACCUCCGAUAAGGGCCGGGUUGACGCCCUGAUUGCACUUCAUGCGCUCUUCCAGCGCAAGUUGGAGGAAGAAAUGGAGAGGAAGAAGAAUGCUCCUUCAAACCAGCAAGAACAUUCACCGCCACAACAUGAUGUUAUACAACCGUCGGUAGUCCCGGCCGCCUCAGGUCAAUCAGUGGCUGCCCCGAAGCCACAACAGACACCACCUCCCACACCACCACUGGGGAAGGUCAAGAAAUCUCGCACGUUCACCGACGUCGUCUUCCGACGGAAAGAGGGCAAUCAACAAGCUACAAUGCCGACAGCGAUGGAUACGAUCCCUCAGGUCGGGAGGUUUGAUCAGUCUCCAAGAUCGUCACAGCAGGACAUGCUUCCCCGAAGCCCUCGCCGAAAUACAGGCGCAUCCACAAGCUCUAGUGCCACCUGGUCGAGUGCGGGAAGUCGAAACUCGACUGUUGGCUAUGAGAUUACCAGUCCUGGGUUGCCUGCCCCGAUCAGCCGCUCCGACACUGGCUUAUCGUCCAUCACGGCGGUCUCGCGGCAUAAUACUGCGCUCUCCAUGGCGUCAAGUAUGUCCACGGCAUCGACGAUUUCACCCAUCACCAAAUAUGGCGGUUUCUGUAAGAACGCAUAUGAGCUCCGAGAAGGGUUGGUGAAGAAAGGACUCACGUUGGCUCCUGUUGGGGUCUAUGGUAACGUGUACAGGUGUACAAGCAGUAAGUGCCAGUUUUCGGGGCAAGCUGCGAAGGACAAAAAAGGCUAUCGGAUCAACGAUAAGGUCUUCACGGCUUCUUCUGGACUCCAGUACCGAUGGAUGUUCCUCGCAAAAUCACACAUGCGGCAACAAGUCCCCCUGCACCCGUCAUUCCGCUGUCUGGUGUGCUUGAUGCUGGGAGAUGAUUCUGGUGUCUACGACGGCCAUAGUGCGUUGCUUGCCCACGUCAUCAGCCAUCAGGGAGCAUACAUGGCCGAUACCAGGCUUGAAGGGCCAGUGACCUUCACUAACGGAGGUGUCAAAAUGGACAUGGAUGAAUUCGACCUCCGGUUUCCUGCAGCUGAGAAAUGCCAUACUCCCGACCCGAAAGCGGACGAAGGAGCGGCAGUCAUGGUAGCAGGCCGGCUGCCUACAGAACCUCACCUCGGUAACAUGGGCCCCUCUCAAGUGGAGGAUGUGAUUUCUUAUAAAGUGCCGACUGCGUUCGCCUACGAAGCAGAUGAUAAUCCAUGGGCGUGA
Molecule: messenger RNA, 1581 nt
Organism: Capronia epimyces CBS 606.96
Lineage: Eukaryota; Fungi; Ascomycota; Eurotiomycetes; Chaetothyriales; Herpotrichiellaceae
Exons: 2
Coding region: 1-1581 (526 amino acids)
Source: RefSeq, a predicted model, not a curated record